Molecule: messenger RNA, 3298 nt
Organism: Coturnix japonica (Japanese quail)
Lineage: Eukaryota; Metazoa; Chordata; Aves; Galliformes; Phasianidae
Source: RefSeq, a predicted model, not a curated record
GGCUUGAGAGGUAGAAUCCAGAACGUGCUUAUUGAAUUUGCAGACGACACUGAGCUGGGAAUGGAUUUGAGAGCUUUGAGGGCAGGAUUAGGAUCAAAGGGAACUGACAGCUCAGCCAAAUGGCCUGAAAGAAGCACGAUGCAGUUCAGAGGAGAGGAACCAACUGCAUGAGAAUGGAGCAGGAGGAGGCCCAGGCCAUCUCAUACAGGAAAGGUGCGGUUUGUAAACUGUAAUGGUGAUACUCAGGGUUUGCAAUGGUUGGCUCUGAUUUGGAUGGCCUCCAGAAGGAGCUCACCAGCACAACCUGUUGCUGUGCCCAUCAGAGGAUUACACGGACCCAUCUCAGCAUCCUGCAUCUGAUCAGUUCAUUUCAUUAACCUUGUACGAUGCAUGAGGACAGAGCCUGAUUGACAUUCACAGUGACACCUAAGGACCAGACGCUGAUGUUAGUCUAGACCCUGCUUUAUUACACCCUCAAACGCUUCAUCUCAUGUCAUCCCAACCAGACGUGGUGCUUUCUCUUGGCUCUGGGAAGCCGUGCUUGAACACGGGACCCCAUCAGCUGGGAAGAGGCCAAAGUGGCUGGCAGCUGCCUGGCCGUGAAUCCCCCAUUUGUAGCAGGCCUGGCUGUGCUUUGCUGCACCCGGAAAGCGUGGGGGUGUUUGUGGAAGGGACGGCCAAAUAACUGUGAGACCCAACCCUGGGGAACAGCGGGUGUAUUAUAGCAGAAAAAUGCACCUCCUCUGCCAAGUCCCAUUGUGCAAGAAGGGGUUAUUCUUCAGCCCUGCAAGGAUUUCACUUUGUGGCUGCUGUGGCUCCGACGUGAAGCAGUAUGUGUACGGUGGCUGGGCCUGGGCCUGGUGGUGCAUCACAGACACCCAAAGACUGUCUUUGGAGGUUAUGACCAUCCUCUGUCGCUGUGAGAAUAUUGAGACGUCGGAGGGGGUCCCACUGUACGUAACUGGGGUUGCACAGGUGAAGAUAAUGACCGAGAAGGAGCUCCUGGCUGUGGCCUGUGAGCAGUUCUUGGGGAAGAACGUGCAGGAUGUGAAGAACGUGGUCCUUCAAACACUGGAGGGGCAUCUGCGCUCCAUCCUAGGAACCUUGACAGUGGAGCAGAUCUACCAGGACAGGGACCAGUUUGCUAAGCUGGUGCGAGAGGUGGCAGCUCCAGACGUGGGUCGCAUGGGUAUCGAGAUCCUGAGCUUUACCAUCAAGGAUGUCUACGAUAAAGUGGAUUACCUGAGCUCCCUGGGAAAGACUCAGACUGCGGCUGUCCGAAGGGAUGCAGACAUUGGUGUGGCAGAAGCCGAGCGAGAUGCUGGCAUUCGGGAGGCAGAGUGCAAGAAGGAAAUGUUGGACGUCAAGUUCAUGGCAGAUACUAAAAUAGCAGAUUCCAAACGUGCUUUUGAACUGCAGAAAGCUGCCUUCACUGAGGAGGUCAACAUUAAGACAGCUGAAGCCCAGCUGGCCUACGAGCUCCAGAGCGCCCGGGAGCAACAGAAGAUCCGCCAGGAGGAGAUAGAAAUCGAGGUGGUGCAACGCAAGAAGCAGAUCGAUGUGGAAGAGAAGGAGAUCAUCCGCAAGGAGAAGGAGCUGAUAGCCACUGUGAAGCGGCCGGCUGAGGCUGAAGCUUAUCGCAUCCAGCAGAUAGCUGAGGGGGAGAAGGUAAGGCAAGUCCUCCUGGCUCAGGCGGAGGCAGAGAAGAUCCGCAAGAUCGGAGAAGCAGAAGCUUUUGUGAUUGAGGCCAUCGGGAUGGCAGAGGCUGAGGGGUUGAAGCUGAAGGCCAAAGCACUGCAGAACUACGGGGAAGCCGCCAAGCUGGCCCUGGUGCUGGAUGCAUUGCCCGAGAUCGCUGCCAAAGUGGCUGCUCCGCUCUCCAAAGUGGAUGAGAUCGUUGUUCUCAGCGGGGAGAGCAGCAAUGUGACGUCCGAGGUGAACCGCCUGCUGGCCGAGAUCCCCGCCUCCGUGCGUGCCAUCACUGGGGUGGACCUCACCAAGAUUCCCCUGAUCCAAAAAGCCACUGGAGCCCAGGCAUGAGACCCAAAGCGUGAAGAUCACUCCCUGUUAUGCACUCUGACAUCAACUGCCUUCAACACUCGGGAAUUCCUUUUGUAUCAGAGACGAUUGGAGUUUCAUUUUUAUGCUCUUGGUGCCUUAUUUUGUAGGGCCAGGAAGAUGCAUGUUCAAUCAGCCGCUCUUUUUGUUACAAAGGGUGGGAGGAGAUUUAUUUUCUAACUAACUGUAUGUUGUAUCCAGCCGCUGUUUGGCUCUGAUCCUUGGUUAGGACUGGCAGCUUGUCUGGUGUUGCAGUUCUGUGUCCUCAGAGCUCUCAGCAGGGGCACCAGGACGUGCUCUGUGCUCUCUGCCCUCCCACUGUGACCCUAUGGGGUGCUGCCCAGACCCCCACUGCUGCCCACAAGCUGGGUUUGUGGUUGGCUUUCCACGUUUGUUUGUCUCUCCUGCAUCCUGGGCACAGUGUCCCGGAGGUGCCAGUCCCACCCUGCUGGGGUGAUGCUGGAUCUCGGUGCCCGCUCCCGUCCUGCCUUCCCUCAGGGAAUUUCCUGCUGCCCUCCUGGCUCCCUGACCUCAUGGAGCGCUGCAGGGUGGCCAUACUGCCAAUGAAUAGCAUGGUGCCAAAGCUGCUCCAUCAGACCAGAGGGAGGCCAACCACCCCAAGUGCCACCAUGCCUCCCACCUCUGCUAGCAAGCAAGGGCCCCGGUGGCAUGGGAUGGCACCAGGCACUGUGAUGGGGAUGUGUUCCUCCUGCAGCUUGACCUGCAGCCCCCCUGCAAGCCCCCCACCCACCCGACAGCCCAUGGCUUUGCUGUGCCCAGAGGUGCUGUGAGAAGGUUGUCCCUUCUGUGCCGCCUGCAGUGCCACCAGGAGCGGGCACUGAGCUUCACCCGCUCUGUGUCUGUCCUGCUGUGUCUGUCCUGCCUGUCUUUGGUGCAGCUGUGCCUAAAAAUGUCUGCAUUGAGUCCCAGCUGUUGGGGGUGGGGGGGUCCCAACCUUGUGCAUCCUGUGCCACAUCUCAGCGUCACCCCCUUUGCACAGAGGGGUGGCUGCUGGGUGCACAGACCCAGGCCCACUUUGCCCUGGUGGUGCCACUGGUGCUGCACUGUCCCCUCCCUGUUGCUGUAUGGGGGGGUCAGGCCUUAUCAGCCCCCAACUUGUGGCCACCAGCCCUGAUCUGGCUCUUGCUGAUGGGUGUGCCGGGCAAGUCACCCUAUCUGUGUGUGUGUGUGCAUGCCUGCGCCGUCACUGCUGUGUGAUAAUAAAGCCUGUCACCUCGUG